Messenger RNA from Eruca vesicaria subsp. sativa (arugula), 426 nucleotides. The record is from the annotation of a GenBank genome assembly. NCBI's taxonomy places the organism in Eukaryota, Viridiplantae, Streptophyta, Magnoliopsida, Brassicales, Brassicaceae.
AUGUAUCAUCUGGACUUGUGUAUAAACCUUGAAAACCAAGCCACACAAGUUAUUGCGCCGCUGGGAGCUGCUCGGGGUUUAGGUUAUGGAGUACAUACUAGCCACAACGGACAGAAAGGGGAGCACGGAACAUGGUUUGAAUUUCUAAAAUUUUACGACCCAAGAAACGCAUAUUUAUUUCAUCCCGAUUCACGAUCAGACCCUACCUUGAUCCAAUUCCUUACUUCAAUCAACAAGAAAGACGAUUCGAGGAAAUUAGCUUUGCUUUUGAAUCCCAGCCGUCCUCUGGUUUGCGACUACUCAUACGAAUACCCAAACGAGACAGCUGAGCAGAGACUGGUUCGAAAGACUCUUACACAUGACGAGUACCCAUUAGACUUUUUGAUCCGGUAUAACCCCAAGGACUGGGUCAAAAUAAAGUCCUAA